Aspergillus alliaceus is the source of this 1872-nucleotide messenger RNA. RefSeq lists its product as uncharacterized. NCBI's taxonomy places the organism in Eukaryota, Fungi, Ascomycota, Eurotiomycetes, Eurotiales, Aspergillaceae. The transcript has 7 exons. The record is from RefSeq and is a predicted model, not a curated record. Bases 1 to 1872 code for a protein of 623 amino acids.
AUGAGGCUGAAGCGCAAAAUAGUAGACAAAUUUGUCUGUUUACACCCACCAAGGCUCUUCGGCAACUGUGCAGGGCGAUUCAGCCUAGAUGGCAACCUUGCAUACCCAAUAGAUCUCACAGAGGGUAGAAAGCUCUUCGAUUAUUGUGCAUUGUCUUACGCCGACCUUCUAUGUGAUAUUUGCUUUGCUGUGCGCUAUUUAUCCCAGCGUGCCGGUUGGCGGAUCAGAGUCUACGAAAACCUCCGAGCAUGUCCGGAGGUAGAGUAUAUCAAGGAUUUCAAGAAUACAAGUGAGCAGGGAUGUGAGUUGUGUAGUUUUAUUUUAGGAUCCAUCCUGCAUUUCAAUCCUUCCUCGGCGGGGGAUGCGACGGUUGUCAUCGACGUGUACGCCCCAGGCCAAGCCGAGUUGUUGCUCCCGUCAAUAUACGAAACGAUUCAGCUUUACACGCCAAUAGGACACUCACCUGCGUGGGAGGGCAUUGUGGUAGGCCCCGAGCUCAGUCAUCAGCGGGACUCGGAAGACGCGUAUAGGUUCAUUGAGGCAUGCCUUGCAAAGUGUGAUCAACAUUCAACGUGUAAACCUGUAUUAGCUUCCGUUCCAACUCAGCUUAUUGACGUAGGUCAACUUGAAUGCAACGAAGUUCGACUUGCGGACACGUUUUCCUCAUGUGAGAAUGAGUACAUUGCCCUUAGUUAUUGCUGGGGCAGAGUCGACAGCCUCAAAACCGCAGCGUCAAAUUACGAAUCCAUGAAAAGAGAAAUACAAGUUUCCUGCCUCCCGAGACCCAUUCAAGAUGCGAUCAUGGUAACGCGGCGGCUGAAGCAUCGCUACCUAUGGGUUGAUGCAAUAUGUAUCAUCCUGGAUUCGGCCGCCGACUGGAAAAUCGAAAGCAGCAAAAUGGCAUGUGCAGCAGAGGGCUUUCUCCAUUAUAAACAUCCCCUAGCUGAAAGCAGGCCUCCCCUGUCGGUGGAAUGGAAAAGCGCCGCAGGGCAACAGACUGUCCUGGGCGCGAGAACUAUACCUGCUCGAUCAUCGCACACGACCGACUCAGAUGGUCUCGAGACCCCGCCACUAUGGUGUCGAGGCUGGACACUACAGGAAAGUAGCCUCUCGAGAAGAGUAUUCACAUACAAUAGCGAGGAGCUAUGGUGGUCCUGCCUGGGUGGCUUAGCCUGCGAAUGCAAGGUAUUUGAUAGCAUUCCCGCCGAGGAUAGACCCUUUUCAGAUCAGGUGGUUUGUUCCAUAGACAAGACACGAGAGGCGUACCGGAAAUGGCACGAUGUGGUCGAGGAAUAUACCAACCGCCAGCUGACGGAGCCGCUAGACAGACUUCCCGCGAUAUCUGGCAUAGCACAUGUGUUCCAGAGGAUCACCAACUCCCAAUAUAUUGCCGGACUAUGGCCAGACAACUUGAUUCCCCGAUCUUGGCUUGGAAGGCGCUGGGUGACCGCCGAGUGGUGCGCGGUAGUCCACACUGGAGCAACAGUGCUAGGAUUGAAUCCCCUGGGUCGGGUGCAAAGUGCGUACGCGACGCUGCGAGGGCUGCUCGAGAUCUAUGUUGUUUCCAGGGGGAGCGCAGAGCUCCGACCCUACGUUGAUAUGGCUCUGGAGAGCUUCGUGGCGGUUAAUACAGAAGAUGUCAUGGAGACCUCCAUUCGUCAAGCCCCAUUGAAGUCGUCCAAGAAACGCAUCGAGUCACCGACACCGGUCUACCUACUUUAUCUUGGGUAUUGGCUGGGCGAGCGGCCGGCACGCAGCCAGCAUCUGCAAUGGCUAUCCCAUGCCUAUCUACUUCUCGGGAAGUCCCCGGCUGAUAUGAGCAAGUACGAGCGGCUCGGGCUUGUGAGUGAACAUUUUUUUGCUAGAAGCUAG